ACCAAACACAAAGUCUUGUUCAAAAACCACUCACCUUACCCAACAAAAACCACUUUAAAAUAAUAGUCUGUGUAUUCCCCUGGCAACCUUAUCCAUUUUCCUGCCUACCUUAAAAUCCACCGUUUGGUCUUCUCUAUAUAUAUAUAUUGUCCAAAACCAACAUUUCUUUUACACAUCAAAUUUAAAGCUCUCAAGAGAAACAACCCUAAUUACUAUGGCUGAUAUUGCUAUGUUAGUUGCAGAAGAGUAUGAAAGGAGGGUCAAGAAUUCAAGAAAAUUUGGUGCUGAAGAAGAACUACAAUUCUUCUCUUAUUUCUCAUCAGUUUUGGGCCAGAAGAUUAAUGGCUAUUCUUCUAAAAUCAAGAUGACGAUUGGAGAAACCAAGAUUAAUGAGGAGCUGUUGAUGAUCAGAAGAGGAGUUUUUGGAACUGAGAGUGAGAUUGGACUUGCAGCUAUUAAUGGUGUCUUUUCUGCUUGAAGUGAAGAAAAAUGGCAGCAGCUUUGAAUCUUAUUUUAAGCUUAAUUACAUACUUCUGAAAAACAAAAUGUUGUAUAUCUAUGUCAUGUUAAGUUUAUUGCUUUCUUUUUUUGCUGGAAUCUGUAAAUAUUAAAAUUUGCAAUCUUGAAUGGUAAAAGAGUCAAAAUGUGAUUUGUAUCUCAUAAUUUCUUCUUCUAAAAAUGGAAUCUAUUUCAGCUGUGAAUCUCCAUGCUUGUGCUUGAUGUAAUAAAUAUAUGGAAUAACUAAUAACCU
This is a messenger RNA of Nicotiana attenuata, 751 nucleotides long. RefSeq lists its product as uncharacterized. The record is from RefSeq and is a predicted model, not a curated record. Lineage: Eukaryota; Viridiplantae; Streptophyta; Magnoliopsida; Solanales; Solanaceae. The transcript has a single exon. The coding region runs from base 215 to 478 and encodes 87 amino acids.